This is a messenger RNA of Taeniopygia guttata (zebra finch), 2130 nucleotides long. NCBI's taxonomy places the organism in Eukaryota, Metazoa, Chordata, Aves, Passeriformes, Estrildidae. The record is from RefSeq and is a predicted model, not a curated record.
GCUGCAACAACACAGGGAUGAAGUUAUGAAGGCUGGCAGUGAAAUGUCACUGUAGGAUCCUGCUGCAGCACCCCCUGCCCCGCCAGCAUCGCCCCAGCCCCGAGCCGCAGGGCAGGGGGAGGCCGAGCUCGGCCCGGCUCUAUCGAGGGGUCUCCGGGAGGAUUUUUCUGGAGAGCGCUCGGAGCCGGCAGAUGCCGAGCCCCGGAUCCCUCCGGGCUCCCCAAGAGGAGCUUUUUCGGGGGGAGAGGAGCUGUGAUCGCCCCUCGGAGGGUCCCGGGGGACCACGCGGGGCUGGCCCGGUGCUGACAGGGCGGGACAUUGGUUUUGGGGAUCCCCGUGAGAGCCGGGGCUGCGGAACGUGGGACCCCCGGGGCGGCAGAGGGGAAGGGGCGAUACCGGAGCUGGGGGACCCCCGGCAGCCGGAGAUGAGGCGGGGACGGGACCCCUGAGCCUGGCAGGGCCUGUCCUGGGGUGACCUCACGAUGCUCGUACCCCCAUUGGUCCGUUUGGCCCCGAAAUGAGUUCUGCACCUUCAGGGCUGGUUCUGAGAGCGAAGAGGGGGAGGAAGAAGCGCGCAGUUUGUUUUCAGGAGCUGCACUCACCCCUCCACAUUCCGGUUCCUGGGCUGCUGAGAUGCCUUAAGGAGCUGGGACAGAGGCCAGACGGAGCCAAGAGGAAUAAAGUGGAUAUUUAUUGAAGUGCCUUCAAAGGCCACACCCCGGCAGUACCAGAGCCAUGGUCGGGGCUCUGCCCAGAUGGCUCCGAGAUGGAAGCAAAAGAGGGCUUGGCCAUGAGAGCUCACAUUUUUAUAAGUGUUAGUCCGUUUGCAUACAGGAUUUAACAUCCCAAUUAAUAGCUUCAAAUUAUGAACUUUCAUCCUCCUUGCUUGCUUGCUUGCCUGCCCUAUGCUUUUCCUGUUGUUUGUGCUUUGGGCCUGAAGUUUGAAGAGAUUGUCCUUGACUCUCCAGCUAGAACAGGAUUGUUUUGUCUUCACCACCCUGUGAAAAGAUCCCAGGAACACUUAAUCUAAAGCUAGAAGCUGCACACCGAAACAGAACAGAAAAACUUAAACCUGAGGUAUCAGUUGUCUGCCAACAGACAGCAGGACAGAACUCUCCUUUGCUUUUAGUUAGUUUUUAGCUCGCUGAGGCAGAGAAGUUCCCUGGGCUGUGGUUUUUCUUUUUCUUUGGAGCUGUUUAAACCUGCUCUGGACUGAACACCAGAAGAGCACCGGCAGCUCACACCUGUGGCCCACCGGGCUGGGCCUGGGCCAUGGAGGGACUGAUCAGAGCCUGAGUGAGCCGAGCUGCAGCCCACGGAGGGACUUUCUGAGUUUGUCAUCUCUUUUGGAGCAACAACAGGAUUUCCCACUCCCAAACUUUGGCUGCAUGGAGGAGGAGGCUGCGAGGAAGAUGGCCCAGGACACCCAGGCAGAGCAGGAGCUGAGGAUGGAGACCAGGGAGGACAAAUCCCCGCGGCAGAACAUCGUGGAAGAGGUCGUUUUGAGUGGCUCCAUGGCAGAGGAAUCCAACAGGGAGGAAAAGCCCCGGAGAUCCCACAGGAGGAGGGGCUGCACCCGCAGAUCACGGGGAUCUGAGGAGGAAAGACCCACCCUGUGCCGGGGAGGUGGGCAGAGCUUCAGCCAGGGAUCAGAGCUGGUGGUCUGUGAGCAGCCUCAUGACAGGGAGAGGCCCUACGAGUGCUCGGAGUGUGGGAAGAGCUUCAGGAAGAAUUUCAACCUGAUCUGCCACCAGAGGAUCCACACUGGGGAACGGCCUUAUGAGUGUGGGGAAUGUGGGAACAGCUUCAGCCACAGGUCUGACCUGAUUGUCCACCAGAGGAUCCACACCGGGGAGAGGCCCUACGAGUGUCCUGAGUGUGGGAAGAGGUUUCACACCAGCUCCCAUCUCCUUGUGCAUCAGCGGAUUCACAGACAGGAGAGGCCCUUCCGCUGCCCCAACUGCGGGAUGGGCUUCAAGCACAACUCCACCCUCGUCACCCACCGGCGCAUCCACACUGGGGAGAGGCCCUACGAGUGUGGGGAAUGUGGGAUGAGCUUCAGGCAGAGAUUCAGCCUGAUCCGCCACCAGAGGAUCCACACCAGGGAACGGCCCUAUGAGUGUGGGGAAU